GUGCCUGCGAUACCCUGGGGUGUGUUACCUGGCCAGGGCCAGAUUCCUCCGGAGCUACACUCACUCCCUUUGGGGGAAAAUAAUAAUUCUACAAUGACAUCAAUCUGGCAUUGAGUUAAUUUUUUUUCAUUAUAGUUUGCACUAAAUAUUAAUAAGGCUCUUGUGCUCUACGUGACAAGGACGGGUUACCUCAGAGAGAGGCUUCCCAGCAGCGGGCUGCAUCUCCCCGGUCUAUUCCCUGGAGAACCAACAGAGACACCCUAAUCAUGUCUGACCCCGAGGACCAGCCGAGCACUGGAGUCUUGGGUCGAAUUGGCAGUUGGUUAUCGCCAUGGAGGGGAAAUUCUCCAAAGUCCCUGGAUGGGAAUAGCGUCUCGGCUUUUGAUUUCACUCAGAGCACAGAAGGAGAAGACCAGAGUGAGGACUCGGUGAGAAUCCGAGCAGAGGAGCGACAGUGGCAGGAGGGGCAUACUAGUUCACUUGGCAUCUCUAAAGAGUUUCUCCCUUGUGAAGAGAAGGACGCCACGCAGUCUGCCCACAGAGACGGCUCAGUUGUGUGCAGCACUGAGACAGGAGAGGGCGGUCCAAAGGGGGAGGAGCUUGCAGAGAGGUGGAAGGAGAGAACAGGGCAGGGCAAAGAGACAGCGGAGAACAGCAGCACUCCUUCAGCAAGUGGGAAUCCUGAGAGGAAUGUCAGUUAUUUGACUCAGCCCUCAUCUUCGUCUAAACAGGGAGUGGCGUGGGACUUUGACCAGGCCCACGCCCGGCCACACGCACUGAGACAAGCACAGGCUCAGACAGGUAGGAGGCUCCACGUGUACCUCGAGGAGACUAGUGUGAUUCAGUCUGGCCAGGACACCAGUGCUGGAAAGGAAGUCGUUUGCAGAACAGUCAAAAGGAGUUUAAACGUCCUCCGGAAGUCAAAGUCGUCAUCGAGUUUUGAUCUAGCUACCAGCUUGAGCCCAACGAAUGCUGAGAAAAAUGUGAGGCCGGCUUCUGAGGCACAAAGCUAUUAUAGUGUUCUAGGGGGAGUGUCGCUCAAGACGCACAAAGACUCGUGGUUAGAGACUAAGAGUGAGCAAACAGAGGCAGACGACAUGGGACGUAAAAACAACAGCAGAAGGAGAAUCAGAAAGAAUUCCCAAGGAGAUGUAGUCAAAAGCCCCUCAGAAAAAAAGCCCAGAGACGCUCAACCUGCAGAUGGAUUGCCUCCAGCCAGUAGCUCUGCAGACAGUCCGCAGGACAAAUGUCCAAACACUCAACAGAAAGAAGCAUCCAAAGACUCCUCCCUUGAGCCAGGCUCCUCCUUACAGCUCUCACCUGAAGGAGGAGAAAGCAAGAUUUCGCCCCCAGAUAUGGUCAAGCAGUUGGACGGGUUCCAGGGCUCAAUCUCAGUUUGUGCAGCCAGCCAGUCGGGCACAACAGACGUGGGAGCAAUCAUGGACGAGGAUGAGAGCCAUUACAAAGUACAGAGGAAGACCGAGACGCCAGAAUCCAAACGCAGAAGUAUUAAGGUUUCCAAAAGUGAAGUGAAGUUUUUUCCAAAAAGUGUUCCUCUCGAACCAAAACAAAACAUGACAGGGGAUUUCAGCAAUAAGUUAAAGGAUAUCACUGAAGAAGAAAAGCCCAAAGCAGAGACUGAUGCAAGCGCCCCUGACUCAAAGAAGUUUGCCGAGGAGCCCAAACCUAAUGCUGGCCGGAUUGCAGAUAAAAUAAGCCUGUUUGAACAGAAAAGACGAGAUGGUGGUUUCAAAAAGACCGUCCAGACCCCGAGAAGUGCAGAUGUCUCCCCCACCACACCUGUCACAGACAGGUUUAAAGCCCGCUUACUUUCGUCUGAGCAGAGGUCAAAAUCCGCUGAACGUUACGGCAGCCUGAAGCCCGGCAUUGCACCAGCUGACAGUGAGAAACCAAUGACCAUCAAGGAGAGAAUGAGAAAAUUUGCAGAAGCAUCAGAUUCCCAAGCAAAACCAGUGCAGCCUCCAACACAACAUUUAAAGGAAACGUCUCAAAAUUCCCACUCGUCUGUGGCGGUUCAGGUAUCAAAGUCAUCAAAACUGGACAUUCAGGAUAAACUUGAUAACAAAGAGCCAAUGCAUACAGAGACAAAGUCAGAGAUAACAUCAAAACCAGAUGGACAGGAUAUUUCGGCUGGAUGGGUACAGACACCCACUCAGGAACUGCAGGGAACGGACUCCAAAAUUAAUGACACAGAAAAAAAGGAUGUAGAUAAAGUCACACAUUCAAGCACUAUUGAGAAAGAAGAUUUAGGAGAUUCUGCAGAUCCUACCAAUGAUACAGCACCACAGUCCAAGACUCCGAGCAGAAUAGGCCCCCGGUCUAAAAGAAGGAGAAAUAAAGAAGCAGCUAGUCCUGUCGGCCCUAGUGCACCAACAAAAACAGACAUUACUGAUAUAAAACAAGAUGAGGAGGGAAAUACAGAAGAGAUGUCCUCUACCCCCAAACAACUUCCAAAAACAACAGCAUUAUCAUCUCCAAAAUUCCAGGGAGGCACUUCAGGAAUACGGCCUUCGAAUGAAACCAAAUCAGAUGAAUUUAAAAAUGAAAAAUCAGAGGGAGCUGCUGAAUCACCUGUCAACAAAGAUGAACCUGAUACUGCUGUCUGUAGCAGUGAAACAAAAGCGACUAUUGACAAGGAGUCCAGCAUGUUAUCCAAACAGGAGGAAAAUACAGAGGAACAGAGUCUUACUUUUACAACAGACAGACCAAACCCCUCAGAGGGCAGGAGUGAAAAUUUAGCAUCCUUCCCAUUACCAGCUCCAUUAGCUAAGCCGCAUCUUGAGAUGCCACCUGCAGCAAAUACGGAGUCGACUGCUGAACAGCCCAAAUUAGAUAAAGAACUAUCAGUGCAGCUCGAAUCAACAAGUAAGCAGGAAGGAAGCACCCCGGCUAAAGAUGAAGCAGAAAAAACCCAACUUCCUGCAAGCACAGACACAGCGCUAAUCUGUCAAGCUGAGAAUGAAGAUGUGGAGAAAUUAGAAAUAAUGAACAGUGGGAAUCUACAUCAUACUGAGGAGAGAGACAUAGAAACAACCCAGCAGCUUCUGCCUUCAGACAAAUCCCCCACAAAGGAUAAUUCAGGCAGUAGGCAAAGUUUCUCAGAGAAACAGCAGAGUGCUGAGGAAUCAAAACCACCAGAAACAACCUGUCAAAUGUCAGAAAAUACCAUAGGAUCAUCAGCCCUCCCUGUUGAAACACAAAAACCCGGUGAAGCGUCGGCUGUACCUCCAGAGAAAGCAGCUAUUUGUUCAAUCACCCAGACUAAUGAGGCUGUGAGUGCAACAGAGAGUGCAACAGAGAGUGAUAAAGACCCUCAGAAGGCACAGACAGCCACAGAUGUGCCUCCCGAGUCACAAGCAGAACCCACAGAAAGCACAGGAAUACAAAGUGAGCUAGUGGCGAGAGGGGCCAAGGCCGAUUCUGUGUCCGUGGAAAAAUCAGAGAAUUCACUUGAUGACUCAUGUACACAUGGAACUAAUGAUGCUGGGCUCUCCGAGUCAGAUCCUAUUACUGAAGCCGCUACACCAGACGAGGGAGCGACUGCAAGAGGCACUAAUGACACUGUUGUGGUGGUGCAUGCUCAGGUUGAUGUGACAUGCAAGGAAAAGACAGAUUUAGCUGCUGAAGAGUUACCUUGUAUUUUCGACAGCGAAUCUACCAUAAGCAAAGGUCUCAGGGAGGGUGACAGGGAUAAACACACCCCUGUGCCAUCAGUGCAAGAAAACUUAAAAGAAAUCAGGCAGCCAGCUCUUAGCCCCGCAUGGUCUGAGGAAUCAACAAGCCAAGAGACUAAGAUUAAUGUCUCUCCACUCAAGGAUGCGGAGAAAAUAACUCAGAGCCCACCUGUUACCAGCACACUUCACUUAACAGGUAAAGAAACGGAGAAGGCAGCGGAGAAAGGAGUCACUCUCCCAGCUAUUAAUCUUUUGCCUGUUGCUAAUGGUGAUAUCUCCUCACCUUCACAACUCCACAAAGUCUUAGACAAGCAAGCAAACGAGCCGUUGAGUCAAACUUCAACGGCUCCUCUACCCCCAGAGGCUAACAGGCGAAACCCAGACCCAGUUCACCAUUCAUCCUUGAGGAAACUCAAGUUGCCCAAGGAGCUGCAGAAAGACAAUUCCUCCCAACAGCAAGACACGCCGUCCAGCUGGCUGGAUGUAGAUGUUCCCAAGCGCAGGCUGAAAGUCCUGGAGGCAAAACUGACCUCCUCUGGAAGUGAAAGCAACCUGUUGGACACUUCUGGCGAGCUAGAUGAUGACGAUUUUGUUGAAAAAAUUAGGAAACUCUGCGCCCCAUUCUCCCUCCCACCCCGUAAGCACAACCACCUUCGAACCCCCCAGCCUCCCUUUGCGAUGCCAGCCAUUAAGGAAGAUCGCUUUGAGAAGACGUUUGACCCCGAGGAGUUCACGUUUGGCUUGAGGAAGAAGACGCAGUUAAGUUUAGAAAACACUCCGAGCCUUUUAGCCAAGCUCCAGAGCACAGAGACAAAAUCGGGCCUGAUGCCCGCCAGGGUGAGCUUUGCUGACAGGAGCAUACUGUGUGGUGGCCUCAGGGAAAAGGACACUGGGAAAGGUGAGGACGAGGGGAAGGAAGACAAAGAGGAUAAAAAAAAAGUGAAGUCUCGCUUUGAGACGAGCUCUGUCCUCAGCAGUCUCACCUCCUCUCUCAUCAGAGGCAAGAGAGAUGGAGACCAGUCUCAGGCUGAAGGCACCAGCUCAGGCAACGGGUUGCCUAGCGAAACCUCCCAGCUCAGCCCUCUAACUUCCCCCCAGCUGGCCCCUCCAAGCCCAAAAGCCCCAGCUGCAGUCAAACACACAGCAGCCAAACAGAAUGGAGAGGAAACCCGUGCUGUAGAGACUGUGGUCAAUGACUCAGGUCCUCCACUUCCUGCUUUUAACGACAUCAAGCUGCCUGACUAUUUACAGAAGUACCUCCCACAGGAUCAAGCAAAAGCUGUGCCUGAAUCACAAGGACCGGACCAAGUCAAACCAGAGCCUACAGGGAAAAUGGCAUCUCUGCUUCCGGGAGCUAAGGUGGAGGGGGUCGCGAAACCAGGUCUGGUGCUUCCUGAUUCUGCAGCAGCAAGAGUUCCUGGGAUUCUUCCAACCACACACCCUAAACCUGUACCCAAGGAUCCUCUGACCCAACCACAUGUGGCAUUCAGAAAUACCGUAAGAGCUGUCAAGGGAUUUCAUAGACGCCCUGGAAAGAUGGUGCUGUUUGAAAAGGCUCAGUUCAGUGGCCAAGCCUAUGAGAUUUACAGGGAUCUGGCAGAUGCUUCGUCUCUGGAGCUCUCGCCCCUCAUAUCUGUGAAGGUUGUGAGGGGAUGCUGGAUUCUCUACGAGAAGCCUGACUUUCAGGGUCGCACCAUCGCCUUGGAAGAGGGGGCACUAGAUUUGGAAAAUGUGUGGGCAGAGCGUGGUGCACAAACAGAACCACAGAACAUUGUCAUUGGCUCCAUUCGACUCGCUGUCCAGGAUUACAGCCUCCCUCAUAUCGAUCUGUUUACUGAACCAGAGGGCCGGGGAAGAGUGACACCUUACCAAGAUGACACUAUAGAAACUGGCUCAUUUGGCAUCCCACUGAAUACCGCUUCCAUCCAAGUGCACUCUGGAGUGUGGCUGGUGUUCAGCGAUCCGGGAUUCGAAGGCAUGGUAGGUGUGCUGGAAAAGGGAGCGUAUCCUGUUCCUGAGUCAUGGGGAUUUUCUUCACCGUUUGUGGGCUCUCUUAGACCACUUAAAAUGGGUGGGUUCAAAGUGGAGAAUCCCAACGAAGUUAAGGCUGUGGUGUACGAAAAGCCCGGCUUUGAGGGCUCCUGCUUGGAAAUCGACACUGAUGUUUUGAGCUUUUGUGAGACAGAAGGAGGCAUAACUGCAGAUGGAGCAGUCCUUGAUACAGGGGCAAUCAAAUCUGUGGGAUCUUUAAAGAUCAUUGGAGGAUUCUGGGUGGGUUACAACCAGCCCGGUUUUGAGGGUCAGCAGCACAUCCUGGAGGAAGGGGAGUAUCUGGACUGCAGCGAAUGGGGAGGCUCUGAGCUUCUGUCGUUACGGCCAAUAAUAUCCGAUUUUCUGUCUCCACACCUGAAAUUGUUCAGUGACACAAACUUUGGCAAGCUUGGAGUGAAUGUGGACCUCACUGUGCCUGUUGUUAACAUGGAAGAGACCGGCUACGGCAUGAAGACGCAGUCUGUUGAUGUGAUCAGUGGAGUCUGGGUUGUGUUUGAAGAACCAGACUUCUGUGGCGAGCCCUACAUCCUGGAGAAAGGCCUGUAUGGGAGCCCGGAGGACUGGGGCGCGCUCAAGCCCAAAGUUGGCUCGACUAUGCCUGUCGUGCUGGACAAUUUUGAAAACACUGCCAAGUUCAAGGUGCAGCUUUUCUCUGAUCCCGGUUUCCAGGGCUCUGUCCUCGUCCUGGAGGACAAUGCAAGCUGCCUACAGGAGGGUUUCUCAGUGGCUUCCUGCAAGGUCUUGGCGGGGAGCUGGCUGGCAUUUGAGGAGCAGAACUUUACAGGGAAGAUGUAUGUGUUAGAGGAAGGAAGCUACCCAGAUCUGAGAGCGAUGGGCUGUGUCGGCGGGAGCUCAUCCAUCCUGUCGCUGCAGACUACCGGCUUUGAGUUUUCAUUGCCAUCCAUCACUCUGUUCGAGCGCUGCGGUUUGCGGGGGAAGAGGGUGCUUCUCACAGAAGGAUCAGUCAACCUUCAGCGGGCUGAAGGGUGUGGCCGAGUCCAGUCAGUGCUGGUGGAAGGAGGCAUAUGGAUAUUAUACGAGGGAAUCAACUAUCGAGGUGCCCAGAUUCUGCUGAAACCUGGCAGGGUUCCUGACUGGCAGAAGUUCACCAGCUGGCAGAAAAUUGGAUCUCUCCGCCCUCUUCUACAGAAGCAAGUAUACUUCCGUUUAAGAAACCGGCAGACGAGGCAAAUGAUGACAGUGACCGGUGAUUUGGAUGAUGUUAAACUGCUGCGGAUACAAGAAACUGAAGAGACAGAUGGCGUGGAGCAGAUAUGGUCCUACCAGAAUGGGCAUUUACACUGCAAGCUCUUGGAGGAAUGCUGCCUGAGUCCAAGUGGCAGUGUCAUAAUUGCUGGAACCCGAGUGGGUCUCACACCAGAGCUCAACAAGCAAAUCCCCCUCUGGAGUAUCACCCCUGAGGGCUUCAUUCGCUACAGCCCCACCUCUGAUCUUAUCCUGGAAGUCAAAGGUGGAGCCCUCUACGAUAAAAACGUAGUGAUUCUCAACACGCUGAUCCCAAAUAAACUACAGCAGAGGUGGGAUGUGGAGAUCAUUUAAACGGCUGCUCUCAGAUUCCCCCCCCCCCCCGUCCCCAUUAUUCAGGAGAACUUGUGGAAGCCACAAGGAUGAUGCUUCAAGAGCUGCGCGGCCUUUCGAAGAAGAGGUCAAACUGAAGAGUUAAUUUUCUGAGAAUGUAUUAUCAACCUUUUGAGCAUAUAAACAGUGAGGACCUGGAAAUACUUUUAAUUUUCAACCUACAUUAAAGUUCCUCUUAGGUUUGUGUAUAUUUUAUUUACCAUUGGAUAAAUCUGCUUGUAUCUGAUAAGUUAAACAGUGUUACCACUUCUUGUUGUUUUUUUAAGUAACUGCAUGUCGCAGUGUACUGCCUUACGUUCCAGCUGCACAGAGAACAAGCAAUAAUACAAAAGUGUACUUGUCUUUUUUUUGUUUUACCAGAACUAUUAAAACUAUUUUUGUCAAUAAAUUUCUUAAAUGCGUUGUA
Fundulus heteroclitus (mummichog) is the source of this 7752-nucleotide messenger RNA. RefSeq names its product beta/gamma crystallin domain-containing protein 1. The transcript is spliced from 22 exons. The record is from RefSeq and is a predicted model, not a curated record. The coding region runs from base 267 to 7307 and encodes 2346 amino acids. NCBI's taxonomy places the organism in Eukaryota, Metazoa, Chordata, Actinopteri, Cyprinodontiformes, Fundulidae.